Molecule: messenger RNA, 5182 nt
Organism: Anoplopoma fimbria (sablefish)
Lineage: Eukaryota; Metazoa; Chordata; Actinopteri; Perciformes; Anoplopomatidae
Product: myomesin-2-like
Molecular function (GO): protein binding
Source: RefSeq, a predicted model, not a curated record
AUGGCUUCCAAAGUCACACCUUGGUAUAAGAAGGAGGGUGUGAGGCAGGUCAAAUCUGAUUAUGCCUAUCAACACACUAAAUGUGUGUGUACCAAGCAGCAGACUGCAGUGAGGAAAUCAAGCUCCAAAUCCGUGAGCCAGGUGCAAGCCCAGGCCACAGAGGCUAUGGCGGAACCAGCCUAUACCAUACCGGUCUUCCGGCAGAGGACUGCUGAGGAGGGGACCGAGGAGUACCAGCGAGUGAGCACGAAUGUUGGAAAAGGACUGACUGUUAUUCAGGAUGAGCUCCACAGGAUGAGGAUGGCUACUAAGGCCCAAGUGGAGAGUCUUGCUAUCCAGAGAGAGGUCAAAGAAAUGAUGUACAGGAAAAGGGAUUCGUCAGAGGAAAUCCCAAGGAUGGCGGACUUCUUGGUGGCCCUGCGGCCUCACACCGUGUGGGAGAAGACUCCCGUCAAGCUGUUCUGCACCGUUCAGGGAACCCCAAGACCCGUCGUCAAAUGGUAUAAAGGAGGAGUGGUAGUCGACCCACUGAGCGCCCCCGGAAAGUACAAGAUCGAAAACAAGUAUGGAGUCCAUGGUUUGAUCAUUAGCAGGUGUGUUGUGAGUGAUAGUGCUGAGUACAGCGCUGUGGCCACCAACCAGCAUGGCACGGCUACCAGCAAGGCCACAGUUACUGUGAAGAGACCAUCAGGAAGCGUGCAGUCUUGUCAGCUUGGUUUAGUGCCCCAUCUGACUGAGAUCCAUGCCAGUAAGCUGGAGGUCAGCCUGCUGGACCGCUUCUCCGUGAGCUUUGGUGUGGAGGGCGGCACCGUCAGUCUGGUGUGCACCAUGGUGGUCGUCCCGGACCUCCCCAACCUACCCCCCCUCGCCCAGUGGUACCGAGAUGAUAAACUGCUGAAACCCAGUAAGCUGGCGGAGAUGUCGGUUGGUGGAAGCUCCGCCCGGCUGACGCUGCCUCACCUGGCCAAGGACGACGAGGGCCUCUACACCCUCCGCAUCUUCACCAAGGACGGCACCGCCGAGCACAGCGCCUACCUGUUCGUCUCAGAUGCUGCCCCCUCUGUAGCCGGGGCCCCUGGUGCACCGAUGAGCGUGAAGGCUUUUGACGUCAACACCGACUUUGUCCUGGUCGCCUGGAAAGCCCCCAACACCGUCAACGAGGCGGCAAUCACCGGAUACUUUGUGGAUCGGUGUGAAUCUGGCAGCGACACCUGGGUCCAGUGCAACGAUGCCCCGGUGAAGGUUUGUAAAUACCCGGUUCACGGCCUGAAAGAGGGCCGCUCCUACCACUUCAGGGUCAGAGCCGUGAACAGCGCCGGCAUCAGCAGGCCGUCCCGCAAGUCGGACAAAGUGACCGCCCUCGACCCCGCCGAGAGCGCAAGGCUGCAAGGUACAGAGGAAGGCGUCCCCUCCGCUCCCGGUCAGGUCGUUGCCACCAGAAACACCAAGUCGUCCGUGUUUGUGCAGUGGGAGGCUCCCAAACAUCUGAAGGACCUUGUGGGUUACUACAUCGACGGCCGCAUCGCCGGAACCAAGGAGUGGUUCGCCUGUAACCACAAACCCUUCAAACACUCCAGGUUUGUGGUCCACGGCCUGAUCCCAGGAGAAACCUACACGUUCCGUGUCCAGGCCGUCAACGUGUUCGGCCUCAGUGAGGAGUCUCAGGAGUCGUCUCCCAUCGCCGUGGAGCCGGCCCUCGCGUCUCCCUCCGCUCCCUUCGGCAUCACCAUGCUGAGCUGUGACGGCUCCUCCAUGACGUUGGCCUGGAAGAGUCCCAAACACUGCGGAGGCUCCAAGAUCAACGCCUACUACAUCGACAAACGCAACGCCGACACUCUGGUGUGGAAGGAGGUCAACCUGACCGCCGUCACCGAGAGGAUCUGCACCGUUGACAGUCUGACUGAGGGGAUCUUCUAUGAGUUUAAGAUCCAGGCCGCUAACAUGGCCGGCGUCGGCGUUCCCUCAGCUCCCAGCGCCCCGUUGAAAUGUGAAGCUUGGACCAUGGAAGAGCCAGGCCCCGCCUACGACCUGAGCUUCAGCGAGGUCAGAGGUCAGUCCCUGGUCCUCCUGUGGAAGGCUCCAGUCUACACCGGAGCCGGGGCAGUCACUGGAUAUUUGGUGGAGAUGGCCAAGAAGGGCUCAUCAGAGUUUGUCACUCUGACUCAGGAGGCUGUGAGCCACCGUUACCUGCAGGUGACUGGUCUGGAGGCAGGAGAAACCUACGUGUUCAGAGUUCGUUCUGUCAAUGCAAGUGGUGUCGGAAAAUCUUCCCAGUUGUCUGAGCCGGUCUGCGCCAAAGCCCUUCCAGGCACCAACGAGAUCGUGGCCAGCGUGGACGAGGAGACCGGAGACGUCUUCCUGUCUCUGGAGGCCUGUGAGAUCUGUGAGACGUCCAAGUUCGUCUGGUCCAAGAACUACAAAGCCAUCGGCGACUGCCCCAGGGUCUCCGUCGCGGCGAAGGGCAGAACCUCCAGACUGACGUUCGCCAACCCGGAUAAAGACGAUCUGGGCAGAUACUCUGUGGUCGUCACAGACACCGACGGAGUCUCUGCCAGCCACACGCUGACCGAGGACGCCCUGAAAACGAUGCUGGACCUCAGCUAUGCCAUCAGACAUCCCGUUGUUCCUCUGAAACACGGCCUCAACUAUGAGAUCUUGGAGAAAGGUCACGUCCGCUUCUGGCUGCAGGCCGUCAAACUGUCCCCCUCUGUGUCCUACAGGGUCAUCGUCAACGACAAGGAGGUCAAAACUGGAGAGGGCAUCAAGAUCAGUCACGAUGUCGCCACAGGUGUCAUCCAGAUGACGGUGGAUCAUUUCACCAGAGCCAGUGAGGGAACUUACACGGUCCAGAUCCACGACGGCAAGGCCAAGACCCAGAGCUCCCUGGUCCUGGUGGGAGACGUGUUCAAAGCUGCUCUGAAGGAGGCCGAGUUCCAGAGGAAAGAACACAUCAGGAAGCAAGGUCCACAUUUCUCUGAGUAUCUGUACUUCACUGUCACUGAGGAUUGCACUGUUAUGCUCGCCUGCAAGGUGGCCAAUGUGAAGAAGGAGACGUCCUUCCACUGGUACAAAGAGGAUGAUGAGAUUGUUCCAGAAACUCCUCCCAAUGUCCUGUCCGGAGUCUGUUCUCUUCCCAUCACCAUGUUUUCUAGAAAAGAUCAGGGCGUUUUCAAGGCCGUGCUCAGUGACGACAGAGGAAAGGACACGUCUCUGUUUGACAUUUCAGGCCAAGUGUUUGACGACAUCAUCAAUGCCAUCGCCCAGAUCGCUGGUGCGUCUGCCUCUGAGCUGAUGCUGCAGUGUACACCAGAGGGCAUCAGGCUGCAGUGCUACAUGAACUACUACACGGAGGAGAUGAAGACCGUCUGGAAACACAAGGAGAGUAAGAUCGCCUCCUCUGAGAAGAUGCGUAUCGGAGGCACAUCGGAGAUGGCCUGGAUGCAGAUCUGUGAUCCGUCCGACAAGGAGAAGGGAAGCUACUCCAUGGAGAUCCACGAUGGCGUGCAGACCCACAGCAGGACCUUCGACCUCUCCGGACAAGCUUACACCGAUGCCUAUGAGGAGUACCUGAGACUUAAGGCAGCCGCAUUCGCUGAGAAGAACCGUGGCAGAGUGGUCGGAGGUCUCCCUGACGUUGUCACUAUUAUGGAAGAGAAGUCUCUGAGCCUGACCUGCACCGUGUGGGGCGAGCACCCCGAGGUCACCUGGUUCAAGAAUGAGCAGGAGGUCGCCUCCACCGAGCACAUCAAGGUCACCUUCGAGGGCGGCAAGUUCGCCAGCAUUGUGAUCAACAAGGUCACGCCCGACGACUCCGGCAAGUACAGCAUCAACGUGCGGAACAAGUACGGCGGCGAGUUCGUGGAGAUCACCGUCAGCGUCUACAAGCAUGGAGAGAAGUUACCCGAGCCCAAACUGGGACAGCCCAAAACGACCGCAGCCACGGCAGCAUCCACGCCAGUCCCGCCUAGGUCCUCAGCCACGCCCUCCAAGACCCCGACCCCGACCCCUUCCAAGUCCCAGACCCCGAUGUCCAUGAAGAGCCCCACUCCAGCCUCCACCCCGAUCCCCAAAUCCCCAACCCCGACUCCAAAGUCUCCAGUCCCGAAGUCUCCGACCCCGAAUCGCAGCGUCAAGUCGCCAACCCCACCCAGAUUCAUGAAGUCUCCGACCCCACCGAGGAAGUAAACGAUGGUUGUGACGUCUAAAUGGAGGGGGGGGGAUGUUUGCUUUUAGCGACGCUGAUUUAUAGCAUUUAUAGAGAGUGAAACCAGGAGGCGUUUAUGUAGUUUAUGUAGAUGUAGUCGCUGAAAAAAGUCCCACUUUGUGAACUUCUGGACGAUCACUUACAAAGUUUUUCUGCGUUCUAGUUGCAAGAUAUAUAAAGAUACAAAAGAGAGAUUUUUGCAGCGGCUACUUAUAUAUACAGUAGAUUUCCUUUGCAUCAUUCAACUGCCAAAUGUGCUUUUGAUACAGGUGGGAAAAAGGCGGGAAAGCGCAAAAAAACCAAAAAAACUUUGCAACGUAAGUGGAAUGCCUGUUAACGUUUGUUUUUUGUGGAUGUUAAAGGAUAAUUCCCGUUUAUUAACAUUGGUAGGUUGGCAGGUUGUACACAAACCUCCAGGUUUAGACAAACUGAUUCGGAAACGAAGGCAAAACUGUAAAGUUUAUACGCAAACUAUCCGUCGUAAACGUCCAUCAAAAUGAACAAGACUGACUUUCUGGUUCCACUUUAACCAAACUACUUAUUGUAGUCAUGUGCACAAAGUUUCUUGUACAAAGAGGGAUUAUUACCGACGUUUCAGGGGAAAUUACUUUGAGUUUUACCUCCAAAUAUAUCUGAUCGUGUUUCUCACCCGUCUUUAGUGAUGUCACAGCGUUCCCAUAUUGGAGCAGUUUACCCGGUGAGUACAAAGUUAUCAUAAACCGGUAAAAAGCGAUGACCAGAACUAUGGAUGUCAGAUCAAAGUUGUUAUAAACAGGAAUUACCUUUUAAAGUUGAUGACCAGGGAGCUGGGGUUAUGUUGUCAGUACCUCGGUGGGACAUUAACAUCAGAUACCAGAUCAUUUUUUUGUUUUCUCUCUGGUUUGGUGAUGUUUCUUUCAUCAGUUGGAAUUACAAUAUUCACUUCCUGCCCUGGUCUCUGUGUCCGAGAGGUCAGUCUGUCUGUGACAUGUUGUUCUC